Molecule: messenger RNA, 1305 nt
Organism: Trifolium pratense (red clover)
Lineage: Eukaryota; Viridiplantae; Streptophyta; Magnoliopsida; Fabales; Fabaceae
Product: cysteine and histidine-rich domain-containing protein RAR1
Exons: 6
Coding region: 202-891 (229 amino acids)
Biological process (GO): defense response to bacterium; defense response to fungus
Cellular component (GO): nucleus; cytoplasm
Molecular function (GO): Hsp90 protein binding
Source: RefSeq, a predicted model, not a curated record
AUCUCCUAAAAAUAAAACAUAAAGUUUGACGCGAAGACAUAAUAAAGCGGCCACUGACACCCUAACCUUCUUCUCUUCUCUCAAACUAUCUGUCCUUUUUCUGUCUUUCAUCUUAACAACAUUCAAACUCGUGUUCCACUUUAAACUCCUCUAAUCUUCUCCUGUUGAUUCCAUUCAAUUCCAAUUGCCCCCCCUGAAUCCAUGGAGAACACAGUUGUUAAACUUCGAUGCCAAAGGAUUGGUUGCGAUGCUAUGUUCACCGAAGACGACAAUCUCGAUGGUUCCUGUCAAUACCAUGAUUCGGGACCUGUAUUUCAUGAUGGGAUGAAAGCAUGGAGUUGCUGCAAGAAAAAAAGUCACGAUUUCAGCUUAUUUUUACAAAUUCCAGGGUGUAAGAAGGGAAAACAUACGACAGAGAAGCAAGUAAUUGCACCGGCUAAGAAAAAGCCCGUGCCCCCUCCAACUGCAGCUGCAGCUCCCUCAACCAAUGGCUAUCCAUCGAUGAAGGACUCUUGUUCUAGGUGUCGGCAGGGUUUCUUUUGCUCAGAUCAUGGUUCACAAAGCAAACCUGUAACUAUUGUUGAAGAGAAACCUGUAAAUCUUGCUGGAGAUGCAUCUGCAGAAAACAAUUCAAGCCUUGAGGUUCCAAAACUUCCUAAAAAGAUAGUUGGUAUAAAUGAGCCGCAAGUAUGCAAAAAUAAAGGAUGCGGUCAAACUUUCAAGGAAAAAGAUAAUCAUGAAACUGCUUGCAGUUACCAUCCUGGCCCUGCUGUUUUUCACGACCGGAUGAGAGGGUGGAAGUGCUGUGAUGUUCAUGUAAAAGAAUUUGACGAGUUUAUAACCAUUCCUCCUUGCGCAAAGGGAUGGCAUAAUGCCGAUCCAGUGUCCUGAUUGGCGAAGAUACCAAUAAAGAGGUUCUCUAUCUGCAGUCGAUGUUUUCUUUUAUCGAAAUGGAAAAGGUGCUGUUGACUGAUAAAUUAAUUUGUCAUUAAUUAGAAUAACAUAACCCCCUUUAAAUUUAUGUCCCUCAUCCCAUUUCAAUUGGUCAAGCUCUAUAGUUAACCUUAAGAAGUCACUCCAUGAAAUUGCUGUGAUGGUGUAGGUCCUGUAGGAUGUGAAUUUGUUGUCAUGUGUUUAUUGAAUUUCACAAUCUUCUUUUGCAUGAUCAGUUUGGACUUAAUCUGGAAAAUGUACCAUGGUUUCGAACAUCGAACAUGUUUGUUUUGGUUUUAAAGAUAUUGUCCUUUUUUUUUAUAUAUAUAUAAGCAGAUAUUGUCCUUGUUAAUUGGGGACUUCAUUAUUCAA